AUGCUGAGGCGUAGUACAAGCGGUGGAUCUGGCCUACGUUGUGUUUGUCGGCUGGGCAUAUGGGUCACUCUUACUUCUAUUCUGGCCGUGCGGUGACCCGUAUUCGGCCUAUGCUCUUUCCAUAAAGCUCCUAGCUUUCUCCUCAUACUGUGGACCUCUCAUCGACCUCUUUCCUCACCUCGCUCAACUUUAAACUGUCCAGCUCCAUACUACACUCUACAUCAACUCUAUCACCACUCAAAACCCUUCCAAUAUGACCUUCUACCACACUGCUGAAGACAUCCGCAUCGAUGACGGCCACAUCCUGAGGGCUCGUCUCCAGACCGCCGACGGCGAGUGGAACGAUGCCGAGAUCGACCUCAACAACCACAUUGGUAACGACAACGGUCAUUUCUUCUGGGACGGUGAAAACUUCUCCCAUUCGGCAGAGGAUAUCGAGUUCGCGCUUGAGGGAGACGGUGACGUCCCUGUCCUCCGCGCUACCCUCAGGGAUGAGGAGGGCAACGGUGAGACUCGCGACAUCAACUUGGGCGAACGCAUCAUCAACAACGAUGGCAACUUCCAUUACGGUACGUCAUUAUGAGCAGACUCUUCGCGAGCUUGUUGCUAACACAUCUUACAGAGUAGGCAUCUUCCUGCGAUGAGCCUAGUACAAGUUCCUCGUGCCUCAAUCAGAUCCUAUGACGGGUGUCAGUCUUACGAUAUGAGCUUCAGGUAUCUUCGUGUACUCCCCAAAUGAAAUGAAAUGAAAUAAUACGAUGAUUCCCCAUGAACACUGCCAUAGCCUACCUGCUAUACUACCGUCACGGUAUCCGACUGUCGCUCCGAUACCUCGUGC
Alternaria alternata is the source of this 838-nucleotide messenger RNA. Its product is annotated as cyanovirin-N family protein. The coding region runs from base 254 to 583 and encodes 109 amino acids. The transcript has 2 exons. NCBI's taxonomy places the organism in Eukaryota, Fungi, Ascomycota, Dothideomycetes, Pleosporales, Pleosporaceae. The record is from RefSeq and is a predicted model, not a curated record.